Messenger RNA from Daldinia childiae, 603 nucleotides. RefSeq lists its product as uncharacterized. Lineage: Eukaryota; Fungi; Ascomycota; Sordariomycetes; Xylariales; Hypoxylaceae. The coding region runs from base 1 to 603 and encodes 200 amino acids. The record is from RefSeq and is a predicted model, not a curated record. The transcript is spliced from 2 exons.
AUGGCUCUCUCCACGCUCGGGUUACUCACGGUCGGCGCCAUCCCAACAGUCAUUGGUGUCGCAGAAGCAAUUGACGCCCAGAAAAAGCAGAACCAACAAGCGAAGGAAAGAAUAAAAUUCAAGUUAACGGCAAACUUUUCACACGAUGACGUUGCGCUGCCCCAAGAUGCUACUGUAGUCUUCAAGGACAAGAAGCUCUAUUUAAAUCACCCAGCAUGUCCAGUGGAGGGCUAUCCGUUCAACGGCUUCUAUUUUGGUUACCCCGGACCUGAAAAUCACCAAGGCCUAGUAGCGCCCAUAGCGGACGAUCCGCCGAUGCUUAAUUGGAUAUAUGCUGAUAAGGACACGGGGCUACUACGUCACGGGUCAAGAUCAGAGACUGUUGGCCACAUCGUCGGGCCUUGGAGUUGGACAGAAGAUGAAGAGUGGUUAACACUUGAGAACGAGCAGAAUUUUGUAGCCGUUGAGAAUAAUGAAGGUUCGUGGAAUAUUCACUACGAUAAAGAAGGAAAUCUAGAUGAGAUCUUGGAUCGCGAUGUAGUGGAUAUAAAUUUGCAUCGCGAACUGCAGCUUGGAGUAUCUAGUCGUUAUACGAGAGACUAG